UAUACAAUUAUACAUGAUGAUUAUCCUUUCUCGUAUUAUUAUUAUUAUGUAUUACUAUUAUUCUGCGUUGGUGCGCGUUGCUGACCUACAUAACGAUAUUCCCAUAGUAUAGACAGUUUAAAAUUUUGGUUAGUUGAUUACAAAUUAUCAUUCGAAAAACAUCAUUAAAUUUGACUUUUUUAAUUUUAUAAGAAAUAAUAAUUAUUAAUUUGAGUAAUCUGUUUAACGAUAUAAUAUGUACGCUGUACGGUUGUAUAUAGUUACUAUUUAUUAUUAACUAUAAUUUAUUUAUUGCAUUUGAUGAUGACUCGAAUGCAAUAAACCAGUAUCAUUCAAAGUUUAAUUUUCUAACGACUAUAAUAAUAUAACAUCUGCAGGUGUUUAAAAUGUCAAUUGUGUGUGUAAUUCACUAAUUGGUAUAGUUUGGUGGAGUUGUACCGACCAAAGAAAAUACUGAAAAUAUCAAGUCGGUAGUUCAAAAUUAUAUAAAUCAAAAUGGAUAAGAGGCUAUACAACAUCAGCCUGUUAGGCUUAUCAUUCCUGUUUCUAUUCGCUGCAUAUCAAACAAUAGGAAAUAUCGAAGAAACUUUACUGAAAAGUGUGCAAAAUGAGUAUCCUUCAUUUACCGGCGAUGGUUAUACUAGUUUGUCAAUUAGCUAUUUUGUAUUUGCAAUGGCUAAUUGGAUUUCUCCAUCAAUUGUCAAUUACAUGGGAUGUAAGAUAGCUAUGAUUAUAGGAGCAAUUUGUUACACUGUGUUUUUAGUAUCAUUUCUCUGGCUGUCUUCAUUUUUACUGUAUCUUAUGUCUGCUGUACAAGGUUUUGGUGCUGCAAUUCUCUGGACAGGACAAGGAACAUACAUAACACUGAACUCUGAUUCAUCUACAAUGUCUAGAAACACGGGAAUAUUUUGGGCGCUAUCGAAUAUGAGGAAAUACAUUUGUGUCUUUGGCACUUACCAAUAAAAACGAUUUUGAUGAACCAACCAGAAAGUUUAUCUACAUUGUGCUCAUAACUUCAAGUGUAUUUGGUACAUUAUUAUUCUUAAUUUUACGAUCUCCCGUGAGCUCAGAU
This is a messenger RNA of Acyrthosiphon pisum (pea aphid), 1072 nucleotides long. Its product is annotated as UNC93-like protein MFSD11. Bases 496 to 963 code for a protein of 155 amino acids. The transcript is spliced from 5 exons. The record is from RefSeq and is a predicted model, not a curated record. Lineage: Eukaryota; Metazoa; Arthropoda; Insecta; Hemiptera; Aphididae.